UUGUGUCGGUCUCUCUCCGAAAAUCCCCGUCUAUUCAGCGGGGCACGCGGCGGCGGCGAAGGGCGGCAAGCGCGGCGAUGGACUUCUGCCCGGCGUGUGGGCUGCUGCUGCAGAUCGAUCCGGGCACCGGAAGCCACCGCCUGCGCCUCUUCUGCCCCGUCUGCCCCUACGUCUGCCCGAUGCAGAACAAGAUCGUGAAGAAGGCGAAGGUGAUCAAGAAGGAGGUAGAGCCUAUCUUCAGCAAAGCCGACGCGAUGAAGUUGGCCCCCAAGACCGGAACUUCAUGCCCAAGAUGCAACCAUGGAGAGGCAUACUUCAAGCAGAUGCAGAUUCGAUCAGCUGAUGAGCCAAUGACAACAUUCUACAGGUGUUGCAGAGAAGAAUGCCAGCUUGAAUGGAGAGAUGACUGAUCUAGCAACUAGCAUUUUCCACUUUGCUUACGCUACAUGUUCGUGCUGCUUCAGUUUUGAGUGUUGAGCUGCCCUGUUGCGCAUGUAAUUCUUCUUGUAAUCACCGUGUACUUGAGCACAAACUUCUGUGAAAUGUUAUUAUGGUGUCGCUUUUUGGCUGCAGGAGACAUUACUAGUAGCAGUGUUUUGGAAUGUAUGUGCUUCAUGCUGCCUACAGUUGGCAGCGUGAAUGGCCUUUUGAAAGGAAUAAAGUGUUCCUAAGUUAAUUUA
Molecule: messenger RNA, 680 nt
Organism: Panicum hallii
Lineage: Eukaryota; Viridiplantae; Streptophyta; Magnoliopsida; Poales; Poaceae
Product: DNA-directed RNA polymerase III subunit RPC10-like
Exons: 3
Coding region: 78-410 (110 amino acids)
Biological process (GO): DNA-templated transcription; termination of RNA polymerase III transcription
Cellular component (GO): RNA polymerase III complex
Molecular function (GO): DNA-directed RNA polymerase activity; nucleic acid binding; zinc ion binding
Source: RefSeq, a predicted model, not a curated record